Molecule: messenger RNA, 543 nt
Organism: Arthroderma uncinatum
Lineage: Eukaryota; Fungi; Ascomycota; Eurotiomycetes; Onygenales; Arthrodermataceae
Product: mitochondrial import inner membrane translocase subunit tim22
Exons: 3
Coding region: 1-543 (180 amino acids)
Biological process (GO): protein insertion into mitochondrial inner membrane
Cellular component (GO): TIM22 mitochondrial import inner membrane insertion complex
Molecular function (GO): transmembrane protein transporter activity
Source: RefSeq, a predicted model, not a curated record
AUGAAUUUUCCAGGAUCCAGCGGCUCCGCGAGGGUUGCCCCCGGAAUGACAUCCGCGGGACUCCCUCCGACAACCAGUGGGCUGAAUGAGCAGGAGCAGGCUAUGGUUAGAAUGAUGACCGGUGCCAUGGAGUCGUGUCCGGUGAAGACGGUGAUGGCAGGAGGAAUGGGCUUUGCGCUAGGAGGUGCAUUCGGCUUGUUCAUGAGCAGUAUGUCAUACGAUACACCCCUCACACCUCAAGGCCGAGAAAUCUCCGCCCUACCGGUCCGCGAACAACUUCGACGAGGAUUCAAGGAUAUGGGAGCUCGAUCAUACAGCAGCGCAAAGAAUUUCGCUGUUGUCGGUGCUCUUUUUAGCGGUACCGAAUGCUGCAUUGAAGGCUUACGGGCCAAAAACGACCUCGCCAACGGUGUGGCUGCUGGCUGUAUUACUGGUGGGAUACUCGGUGCCAAAGCAGGCCCGCAGGCGGCGCUUCUAGGAUGUGCCGGCUUUGCAGCUUUCAGUGCGGCCAUCGAUGCAUACAUGAGACAACCUUCCGACUAA